UUAACCUCAUCACUUCCUCUUGCUCUUAUUUUCUGGAAAGCUCAGAGUAAAGUGCAAUGGCAGCCACUUUGAAUGGCCUUCUUUUGCCAGUUUUGGUAUUCGUACUAUUUCUGACUCAUUCUGCUUCUGGGAAGCAUUCGCGGCUCAUUCGGCACUACAAAUUCGAUAUAAAACUGAAGAAUGUGACUCGUCUUUGCCAUACGAAGAGCCUCAUCACUGUGAAUGGCCAGUUCCCUGGGCCUGCAAUAGUUGCUCGCGAAGGUGAUCGUGUAAUUAUCAAAGUAAAAAAUCACAUUUCCAACAACGUCUCGAUUCAUUGGCAUGGAAUCCGCCAGCUGAGAUCCGGAUGGGCAGACGGUCCUGCAUAUAUAACCCAAUGCCCCGUUCAGAAUGGGCAGAGUUACAAGUACAAAUUCACAAUCACAGGGCAGAGAGGAACACUGUGGUGGCAUGCCCACAUUUCAUGGCUGCGUUCCAGUUUGUAUGGACCCAUUAUUAUCUAUCCCAAAAAGAAUGCCUCUUACCCGUUUCCCAAGCCACACCAGGAAGUCCCCAUUAUUUUCGGAGAAUGGUGGAAUGCAGACACGGAGACUGUUAUCAACCAGGCCAUGCAAAAUGGAGGAGGGCCUAAUGUAUCCGAUGCCUAUACCAUAAACGGCAUGCCUGGACCCCUGUAUAACUGCUCUGCUAAAGAUACAUUCAAGCUGAAAGUCAUCCCAGGAAAAACAUACCUUCUGCGCAUAAUCAACGCUGCUCUGAAUGAUGAACUCUUCUUUUCAAUCGCCAAUCACACAAUGACCGUAGUGGAAACAGAUGCCGUGUAUGUAAAGCCCUUCCAAAGCAAUACCAUUCUCAUUUCACCCGGCCAGACCACCAACGUAUUGUUAACGACCAGAUCUCAGCCACCCACAGCCAGAUUUCUCAUGUAUGCCCGCCCAUACGUUACAGGCAGUGGCACUUUUGACAACUCCACAGUGGCCGGCAUUUUGGAGUACGCUUUCCCCAAUUCCACAGCUGGCAAGUUCCCACUGAUAAAACCCGUCCUUCCAGCCCUGAAUGACACCUCAUUUGCCACCAACUUCAGCAAGAAGAUGAGAAGCUUGACCCCUCCGCCAGUUCCUCAAACUGUGGACAGGCGAUUCCUAUUCACAAUUGGGCUGGGACUAAACCCUUGCACUACAGGCCAGACUUGCCAAGGUCCCAACGGCACCAUGUUCGGAGCCUCCAUCAACAACAUCUCGUUCGUGAUGCCCACCACGGCUCUUCUUCAAGCCCACUUCUUUGGCCGCUCUAAGGGAGUUUACAACCGCACCUUCCCCGACAAUCCACCCUUCCUUUUCAAUUUCACUGGCACGCCUCCGAAUAACACACGCACUCUUUUCGACACGAGGGUGAAGACGAUUCCAUUCAACACGAGAGUAGAGCUUGUGCUGCAAGACACCAGUAUUGUGGGUCCCGAGAGCCACCCGCUGCAUCUCCAUGGCUUCAAUUUCUUCAUCGUGGGGCAGGGCGUGGGCAACUAUAAUGCCUCCUCAGAUCCCUCUAAAUUCAAUCUGGUGGAUCCUCCUGAAAGGAAUACAGUAGGUGUUCCUAGCGGUGGGUGGGUGGCUCUUCGUUUUAAAGCUGAUAAUCCAGGAGUGUGGUUCAUGCACUGUCAUUUGGAGGCCCACACGAGCUGGGGAUUGAAGAUGGCGUGGGUUGUUCUCAAUGGAAAUGGGAAAUCUCAAUCUCUUCCUCCGCCUCCCAAAGAUCUUCCGUCCUGCUGAUCAAUGCUGUCGGGCUCCUGGCUAAUUAUUUUUCCCUGCCCUCGGAGAAAUAAUCGGACAUGUUUUCAAUCUCGGCUUGCAAGUGAGAAAGAGUGAAUCUGAACUUUGGAGUGUUCCAGAUUAGGGCAAACAAGUUUUUUGGCGUAAAUCAAUGAAGCAAAUUCUUGUUGGUUGUAUUCUUUGAAGUCAUUUGUAUUAACUUCAUCAAAAGGAAUAAUGAACUUUGGAGUGUUCCAGAUUAGGGCAAACAAGUUUUUUGGUGUAAAUCAAUGAAGCAAAUUCUUGUUGGUUGUAUUCUUUGAAGUCAUUUGUAUUAACUUCAUCAAAAGGAAUAAUCUUUUUUUAAUAACAUUUUUCUGCUAA
Molecule: messenger RNA, 2129 nt
Organism: Cryptomeria japonica (Japanese cedar)
Lineage: Eukaryota; Viridiplantae; Streptophyta; Pinopsida; Cupressales; Cupressaceae
Product: laccase-17
Exons: 6
Coding region: 57-1766 (569 amino acids)
Biological process (GO): lignin catabolic process
Cellular component (GO): apoplast
Molecular function (GO): hydroquinone:oxygen oxidoreductase activity; copper ion binding
Source: RefSeq, a predicted model, not a curated record